Molecule: messenger RNA, 381 nt
Organism: Argiope bruennichi
Lineage: Eukaryota; Metazoa; Arthropoda; Arachnida; Araneae; Araneidae
Product: histone-lysine N-methyltransferase SETMAR-like
Exons: 1
Coding region: 1-381 (126 amino acids)
Molecular function (GO): nucleic acid binding
Source: RefSeq, a predicted model, not a curated record
AUGAAUGCAGAGUUGUACUGUGAAACACUAAGAGGUUUGAGCAAACUUGUGAAAAACAAGAGAUAUGGAAAGUUAAGCAAAGGCGUUGUCCUCUUGCACGACAAGGCAAGCACAACACAGUGUUUGUUUCGCAGUUUUGAAUGGGAGGUCUGGCAGCAACCACCAUUCAACCCCGAUAUGACACCUAGUGACUUUAACGUAUUCGGCAAGCUCAAAAAUCAUUUGGGUGGAAGCCUAUUUUCCAACGAGGACCAGAUUCAGACAGCUUUUCUAAGCUGGCUCCAGGACCAAAGAGCGAUUUUCUAUAGUCAAGGCAUUGAACGAUUAGUGCUAAGUUCCGACAAAUGUCUCCAGCGACUGGGAGAUUAUGUUGAGAAAUAG